Molecule: messenger RNA, 6566 nt
Organism: Labeo rohita (rohu)
Lineage: Eukaryota; Metazoa; Chordata; Actinopteri; Cypriniformes; Cyprinidae
Gene: vat1l
Product: vesicle amine transport 1-like
Exons: 9
Coding region: 105-1340 (411 amino acids)
Molecular function (GO): oxidoreductase activity
Source: RefSeq, a predicted model, not a curated record
CGAUUCGAACACCACUAGUGGAUGGUGCGGCAGGAGCAGCAAAGAGAGCGCAGUCUCCGGGAGGGCUUCGGCAGACCGUUAGGCUGUUCACAUCAUCUUCAGACAUGGCAAAGGAAGGGACUGAGAUUGCUGAAGAGACCGAGCAAAUGAUAGACCAGAAGGAGCCGGACAAUCCCGUUCCUGCGGUUGUUGAUUCAAAAGAAAUGCGGGCUGUUGUGCUCACGGGCUUUGGUGGUCUGAACAAACUCAAAGUCACCAAGAAACCAAUGCCAGAUCCUCAAGAAGGAGAAGUCAAAAUUCGCGUGAAAGCAUGUGGACUGAACUUUCUUGAUCUAAUGGUGCGUCAAGGAAAUAUUGAUAAUCCUCCUAAAACACCUCUUGUGCCUGGAUUUGAGUGUUCUGGGAUUGUAGAGAGUGUGGGAGAAAACACCAAAGGCUAUGAGAUAGGUGACAGAGUGAUGGCCUUUGUAAACUACAGUGCUUGGGCAGAGGUGGUGUGCACACCGUUGGAUUUCGUGUAUAAGAUCCCAGACGACAUGACAUUCCCAGAGGCGGCUGCCUUCCUGAUGAACUUUGUGGCUGCCUACAUGAUGCUGUUUGAAGUGGCCAAUCUCCGGGAGGGGAUGUCUGUAUUAGUUCACUCAGCAGGAGGUGCGGUGGGUCAAGCAGUCGCUCAACUUUGUUCCACUGUCCCGAACGUCACUGUGUUUGGAACCGCCUCACCCUUCAAACACGAAGCCAUAAAGCAUUCGGUCACUCAUCUGUUUGACAGAAACAUCGACUACGUUCCAGAAGUUAAGAAGAUAUCUCCAGAUGGAGUAGAUAUUGUACUGGACUGUUUGUGUGGAGAGAACACAGGAAAAGGCCUAACUUUGCUCAAGCCCAUGGGAACGUACAUCCUGUAUGGUUCCUCAAACAUGGUGACAGGAGAGACAAAAAGUUUCUUCAGUUUUGCUAAAUCUUGGUGGCAGGUUGAGAAGGUGAACCCGAUCAAACUCUAUGAGGAGAAUAAAGUCAUAGCCGGAUUCUCGCUCCUGAACCUCCUCUUUAAGCAGGGAGGAUGCAACCAGGUCAAGACGGCAGUGCAAAAACUUCUUUCACUUUACGACCAAAAGAAAAUCAAGCCUGUUGUUGAUUCUCUAUGGGCGCUUGAGGAGGUGAAGGAAGCCAUGCAGAGAAUCCAUGACAGAGGAAACAUCGGGAAGCUCAUUUUGGACGUGGAAAAGUCUCCCACGCCUUUGAUGGCCAAUGACAGCACAGAGACCAGUGAGGCAGGUGAGGAGGAAGAGGAGCAGGAGGGAGACAAUGACAACAAAGAGCGAAUGCCUUUCAUUCAGUGAAUCCAGACUCAACCAGAGACUAUAUGAACCUGAGCUAAGCUCCGUGUCAUUGUGAAACGUACGUGUGUGUGAUGUGUUCGCCCUGUUGUUUGUCUGUAUCCUUGCCGGUUUUGGACAAUGCAGUCAAAAAUACUCCAAAACACUAAGUGUGGUGUUAAAUGUUUGACUGAAGUGCCAUUCUUAGUGCAGUGUUGAACUGUUGCAGUAUUUUAGACCAAAACGUUAUUGUACGAUUGCCUUUUCGUGACAAAAAAAAAGCCUUUCGGAUAUUUUAUUUGGCCCCGUCAGUCAGUGGAUUGACAGAUGACUGCAGUCAAAGUCCAAAAUUAACAUUGCCAAGAGAUAAAUGGAAGUCAAAAUUGGUUUUGGCAAGUAAAUUAAACUCAGCAGUGGCUGGAAACUUUUUAAAGCACUGCAAUUUAAUGAACUGCGUAAGAUCCAACAGCAGGAUAUAAAUAACUAAACUUUCAUUGACUUUUACCUCAGUAGACAACAUUAACCAGUAAAUGUUUAUCAAGGAAAAGUUCUUUGUUUCUCCAGAACUCUGUGUCAUGACUUGUUCCAAACCUGUGUGACUUUUUCCUGUGGUAUGGUAUCGAUGUCUGAUGAAGGCCUUGUAGGCAGAAACAUCUCUGUUUCUAAAGAAAUAAAGUCUAUGUUUGCAGAGUAAGUGUUGCUCCUUUCUUCUAAAGUUUGAGAUCUGGAUUUUUUGGUUGAGUUGGUCGAGCAUCUGCAUUUUAUUUGUCUAUUUUGAAGCAUGUUGGUAACCAUUGACUUCCAUUCUAAAAACAAAAUAAUCACUGAGACAUCUCUCAGAAUAAAGAAAGUCGUACAGGUUUGGAACAACAUGACGGUGAGUAAAUGAUGACAGAAUUACAUUUUUUUUGGUGAACUGUCCCUUUAAGGUUAGUGGACAGCGUUUAUGGCAUAAUAUUGAUUAUAACAAAAAAAAAAGGUUCUAAAUUUAUGUGUUAAUCAACACCGAACCUGGAUUACGUUAGUUGAAAGUUAGUUGAAAAAAAUAUGAUUUUCUGAAAAUGAUGGAUUGAGUAAACUACGUAAUCCAUAAGGACUACAUUUUAUUUUUACAAUAGUUAUUUUCAAUCAUAUAUAUAAAAUAUAAUACUAUAAAUGAUCUCAAUACAUGUGUAGGUGUGGCAAAUUAAUUUUGGACACUGGUUGCAGUGCUUCUGGUGCAUUUGGGUGUGUAUGUGUGAAGUGUUUUCUGACAGUUCUGGAGGUGAGUGAGAGUGUGAGACUGUGUUUAUGACUGAAACCGGUGAAGAAAGGUAAAAACAGAAUUCAGCUGGAGCUUCGUGUUGUCAUGUGGGUGAUUGUUUGGGUCACACAUUUUUAGUGUGGCGCUUUUUCUGCUCAGAGCAUUUGUGUUACCUUGGUACAUCUCAGAUCACAUUAUUUGAGCCACUCAUAUUUUGAGUUGUUAUGAUCAGCUACAACUGUAUAUAUAAUAUAGCCCUUAUGGUAUUGUCCACCCUUCUUAAAGAAAGAGUUCACUUUAAAAUUUCUAAAAUUCUGUCAUCAUUUGCUCACCCUCAAGUCAUUCCACACCUCUGUGGUUUUCUUUCUUCUAUAAAACAUAAAAGGAGAUAUUUUGCAGAUUGUUCAUGUUGCUCUUAUCCAUACAAUUUUCACCCAGGGGGUAAGUAAACUAUGACACAAAUUCUGUUUUGGAUGAUCUGCCCCCAGUAAAUCACAAGUAAACGUUCUGUUAUGGUCAAAGUCAAGCAUCAUCUUUAUCAUUCUAAACAACAACAACAAAAUUAUUCUUAGUGCCUUUUGUUGCAUAUCUGCACUGAGGACUAGAAGGCUUGUCAGUGUUUUUCUUUUUGUAUUUCAUAGAGAUUAAACACUUUAAUGUCAAGGAUAUUUAAUGAUGUAAAAUCUUUUCUGGCCUACAUAUACCUCAGAACUGAAAACUGUGGUUGUGUUCUCAAGUGGUACUAGUUGUGACUAUGUGAUGGUGUUUGCGUGCGCUAUGUUUUCCCCACAAGUUAGUGUUUUUAUUAACUUCUUCCUAAAUAAUUAAACUAGUUGGCUUUUUAGAGAAAGAAUACAAAAACAGACAGUCUAAUAGUGAUUGAUCAUGGCUUGUGCUCAUCAUUGUUCCUCCUUUUAGAGUUGUUUCCUUACAUUAAAAGAAUAGUUCACCAAAAAUGAAAAUUUGCUUAUAACACCCUCCAAGAUGUAGAUGUGUUUAUUUCUUCUACAUAGCAGAAUUGGAGAAAUGUAACAGUACAUCAGUUGCUCACCAAUGGAUCUUAUGCAGUGAAUGGGUGCCGUCAGAAUGAGAGUCCCAACAGCUGACAGCUGACAGUUGACAUCACAGUAAUCCACAAGUAAUCCACACCACUUCAGUACAAAAAAAAAAAAAAAAAAAGAAAAAAAAAACCGCUGCUGGUUUUAACUUUAAACUAUCACUUCUAUGUAAAAUAUUGAAAAAAUGCACAAUGGCCAACUUUCAUUUGAGAAAGCAAUAUUAUGGAAAGAGGACUUGUAUUUUAGCUGGAAACACCUUAAAGCAGAAGUUCACUUCCAGAACAAAAAUUUACAGAUAAUUUGCUCACUCUCUUGUCAUGACGUUCAUGUUUUUAUUUCUUCAGUUGUAAAGAAAUUAUGGUUCUUGAGGAAAGCAUUUUAGGAAUGUUCUCCAUAUAGUGGACGUCAACGGUGCCUGUGAGUUUGAAUUUCCAAAAUGUGUUUUAAAUGCAGCUUCAAAGGGCUCUAAACUAUUCCAGCUGAGGAAGAAGGGUCUUAUCUAGCAAAACAACUGGUUAUUAUUAUUAUUUUUUUAAACUGACAAUUUCUGUACUUUUUAACUUCAAAUGCUCUGCGUUAACUCUGAGUGUAUUCUGGUUCAAGACAGUUAGGGCAGGUCGAAAAACUCACAUCUCAUUUUCUCCUCCAACUUCAAAAUCGUCGUUCAUCGCUGUGGAAUACUGACCCAGUGAUGAAAAAGUGAACGUGCAAAGAAGGUCAAACGCCCUUUUCCUCAAAAAACAUAAUUUUUUUUUACGACUGAUGAAAGAAAGACAUGAACAUCUUGGAUGACAAGGUGGUAAGUAAAUUAGCUGUUAAUUUUUGUUCUGGAAGUGAACUCUUUUAACACCUUAAUGAUGGAUUUGUUUCUUACAAACAUGCUUUUUUCUUCACAAGAUAUUAAUUGAUGGACUGGAGUGGUGUGGAUUACUUGUGGAUUAUUGUGAUGUUUUUAUCACCUGUUUGAACUCUCAUUCUGACGGCACCCAUUCACUGCAGAGAAUCCACUGGUGAGCAAGUGACAUAAUGCAAAUUUCUCCCAAAAUCUGUUUAGAAGAAAAAAAAAAACAAACUCAGUACAUUUUCAACACAGUUUAAUUUUUGGGUGAACUAUUUCUUUAAGCAAGAAAGGAAAGACAUAUACAUAAGCAAAAAUGACCUCAAACCUAUUCAUCCUGUUUCUAAUUGGGCCCACAAUUGUAGUAUUUUUCCCCUUGUUUCCUAAUUGUAUAUUAAAUGAAAUGUGACGGCAUCUUUCCACAUGUUCUUGUUUAUUCUGGGUUAGAGUUGUUCGAGAUUUCUUUAAAGACUUGCCUUAAAUUUAAAGUAUUACAUUUCUGAUGUGUUACUCCAGAUCAAGACACACUAAAGCAUAUUGUUGCUGUGUUGUUUUAGUUUGUAGACGUGCUUUUAUGUUGUGGUAGUUUGCAAACACAUGAAAUGUGAAUAAAAUGUUGUGCAGAGCAAUUCUGUGGAGUGUGAUUUGGUCUUUAUGCCAUUGAAAGGCUGUUCUGCACAUCAACCUAAUAACAUUUCACAUGGCUCCUGCCUGAUUUUUUGCAGCAGGUAACACUGAUUGAGACAUGACAGACACAAAUGUUAGAUUUUUUCUCAGUAAGGUCACUCACAAAUGGCACUGAGAAAAUUAAAAAAGCAUCGCUUUGCUCUUUUCAGUUGAAAAUUUUGCGGUCACUGGCCUUUUCACGGUUUUGUUAUUCAGAAAUCUGAAAUAUGACUGUGAUAAAAAUGUGUUUGACCUUUCCCACGGAUGUCGUACCAUCACCGCAGUAAUGGAAAUAUUUGCCAGAAUAAUUAAGUUUUCCACAUAUAUUGAUCUAUCUGAAAAAGUACUUUUUGACAACCAGUGAACAAAUAUCUACAAGAUAUGUGUUAUUUAGUUUUUAUUUUCAUUGUGCACAAAAAGUACUCUUGUAGCUUCAUAAAAUUUUGGUUGAACUACUGAUGUCAUAUGGACUAUUUUAACAAUGUUGUUACUGCCUUUCUGUGCUUUGAACGUGUCAGUUGCAUUGCUGGAGGGUCAGAAAGCUCUUGAAUUUCAUCAAAAAUACCUUAAUUUGUGUUUUGAAGAUGAACGAAGGUCUCACAGGUUUGAAACGUCAUGAGGGUGAGUAAUUAAUGACAGAAUUUUCAUUUUUGGAUGAACUAAACAUCAUUAACUAAUAAGCCCUUAUUGUGAAGUGUUACCUGAAAUUUAAAUAAUUAUGGACUGAAAAUUUUGACAUCCUCAAAUCUCAGCAUAAGAGUUCAUAAAAGAAGUACUGCUAUUUAUGAAUGAUUUUUUCCUUUAAAGGGAUCAUGGGAUGCAAAGUUCACUUCGAACAUUAAUGUGUGUUGCAGUGUAUGUACAAAUCUACCCUAUAAUGAUAAAAAUCCAUGCAGUGGUUUUUAAUUAAUCUGUAAAAAUAAUAUCCCCUUUUUCAAAUCGAGUUAUUCUCAGAUGCCUGCCGGUGUGGCAUCACACCAACCCUCUAGAGAGGGGCGGGGCGAGCAGAGCUCAUUUGCAUUUAAAGGAACAAUUCCUCAGAAUGGGAUGAUGUUUGCAGAGCUGAUUUUGACAAGGUAAAAAGGGUGUUGUUUUACACAACCAUUGAGAUUUAUAACCAAAGUAUAUUAUAGACUUUUCAUUAAAGCCCUAAAGAAUCAUAUCAACUUGUGUAAAAUGGGCAUCCGAUGACCCCUUUAAAUUUAAUCUUUUCAAUAAACAAGUUCAUAAUUUUGUGUCCUUUCGGCAGUUUGAAAGCUUCAGUUCCUAUUUUAUUUGUAAUUGCAUGGAAAAUGCAUGCAGGACAUUGAAAAUGUUAAUAUAUCUUCAUGAUAUAUCUUCAAGAAAUGUACAAACGUAUCUGUCAAAAUCUUUUUCUUUUUAAAAAGAGAAGGAGUCUAGAUGAUCUGCAGGGCACAUGUCAUGUGUUUCAAAGACACGCAGUA